Oryza sativa Japonica Group (Japanese rice) is the source of this 1422-nucleotide messenger RNA. Its product is annotated as LOB domain-containing protein 15. NCBI's taxonomy places the organism in Eukaryota, Viridiplantae, Streptophyta, Magnoliopsida, Poales, Poaceae. The record is from RefSeq and is a predicted model, not a curated record.
AUUCCCUUGACAUGAGCAGAAACACCCGCAGGAACACGAGGGGAGGGCUACAGGGCGCCGAGGGCCAGGCCAACCGAUCGAGUCAACCUUUCAACACUCGCCAACAUUUCUUCCCCUCCUGCCCAUUUACUCGCUACCAAUUGUACAAGCUGCCCAUCCCCCUCAUUACUCCCUUGCCUUUUAAGCACUCUUUCCUUCCUUACAAUUCCAAACUUUACACUUCUAUACCCUCUUCUCUCCUCCGGCCCUAUCUACAACUCUACAUCUCCUCCUCCUUUCUUUUUGUUCUUGUUGUCCAUCUCCAUCUCGUCAUACACCUCCCAAGCACGGGAGUAUGCCUCAAUGUCCACAGAGAGGGAAAGACUCGAUGAGAUCGGCAAGAAGAUCAAGCGAGAGCCGGACACCGCCGGCGUCGUAGUCGCCGCCGUCGCAGGCACCGGCACCGGUACAGCCACGCCGAUCGAGCACCGCGUCCCCCAUCGCCUCGGCCUCGGCGGCGCCGUGAACACCGUGACCCCGUGCGCCGCGUGCAAGCUCCUCCGCCGGCGCUGCGCGCAGGAGUGCCCCUUCGCCCCCUACUUCUCGCCGCACGAGCCCCACAAGUUCGCCGCCGUCCACAAGGUCUUCGGCGCCAGCAACGUCUCCAAGAUGCUCCUGGAGGUCGGCGAGGCGGAGAGAGCCGACGCGGCGAGCAGCCUGGUGUACGAGGCGAAUCUGCGGCUGCGCGACCCCGUGUACGGCUGCAUGGGCGCCAUCUCGAUGCUGCAGCAGCAGGUGAACGCGCUGGAGGCCGAGCUGGAAGCGGUCAGGGCCGAGAUCUUCAAGCGCAGGUACCGGCAGGCCGGCGCCGCCACCGGCCUCAUGGACGACGUCCAAGUCCAUAUCACCGCCGGCUUCGCCGCUCCUCCUCCUCCUCCAUCGAUGCACGCGAGGGACGUGGUGUCAGUGGCGGACGCCGGCGGGCAAGGGCAAGAGUUGGCCGGAGCGCCGGUGAUCUCGUCGGCGUCUCCGCCGGUGUAUCCUGCCGGGCAGCCAUCAACAAGUACUACUGACUACAGCUCCCUCAACACAAGUGAGCAUGCUGCAUACUUUGGUUGACUUGCAUGGAUUUAUCUAACAUUUUGGUGUGAUCACAAUUAAGCCGGGGAAAAUAAGAUCUGUGUGCGAGAUUAGUUAUAUAUAUGUUUCUCUAGAAAUAGAUAUAGUUGUGGAUACCUUGGGUGAAGAAAAGAAUUUGUCCAAUGGAUGUAUCAAUCCUUAAUUUUAUUGUAUUGUCCAUUGUGAUUGGGCGGUUGAUUUAAUUAAUUGAGUGCGUGCUAAAUGAUCGAAUUAGCUCAAGGAAGUUUUCUUCGGUUCCGGAAUGAAGUAGUGGUUGUAGUAAGUGAAAUUGAACUAAAAAACACAUCUGCGUGUAUAUAUGUA